UUCUCUUGGCCCAAAAAUUUGAGACAUUGGUCCGAACAGAUAGUCGAUUUGAAAUUCCGGCUGCAAGACAUCUGGGAAUGGUGGUGUUACGUCUAAAAGGUGAUAACACACUUACUGAACGCCUAUUGAAACGCAUUAACUCUAGAGGACGUCUUCACUGUGUCCCGGCCUCUUUAAAAGAUCAAUACGUGAUCCGUUUCACGGUGACAUCCCAGAGGACCACUGAGGAGGACAUUGUUCGAGACUGGAAUGAAAUUCGUUCAACUGCCGGAGAAAUUUUGAAAGAAGUCAAUCAAGAAUUGACAAGGUCGCCUUCCAGGGUGAAAGUUCGUUUGGCUGAAACGAGAGAACGUAACGCGAAUUUCGGGUCCAGUCUGCUACUAGCCAACUCUCCUAUGUCUCCAAAAAUUGUUAAUGGCAGUUUUGUUGCUGUCUUUGAUAAUGGA
Nilaparvata lugens (brown planthopper) is the source of this 446-nucleotide messenger RNA. RefSeq names its product histidine decarboxylase-like. The record is from RefSeq and is a predicted model, not a curated record. Gene Ontology annotation, molecular function: histidine decarboxylase activity. Lineage: Eukaryota; Metazoa; Arthropoda; Insecta; Hemiptera; Delphacidae. Gene Ontology annotation, biological process: L-histidine catabolic process; histamine biosynthetic process.